Molecule: messenger RNA, 5079 nt
Organism: Orussus abietinus
Lineage: Eukaryota; Metazoa; Arthropoda; Insecta; Hymenoptera; Orussidae
Gene: PIP4K
Product: phosphatidylinositol 5-phosphate 4-kinase type-2 alpha
Exons: 9
Coding region: 132-1619 (495 amino acids)
Biological process (GO): phosphatidylinositol metabolic process
Molecular function (GO): phosphatidylinositol kinase activity
Source: RefSeq, a predicted model, not a curated record
CGAGCGGACACCCAGUUGACCCAGUAAGGACCUAGUGGAGAACCAGUGGCGACCGAAAUUGAUUCGCCGUCCUGACGGCAACGAACUAUCGCUCGAGCUUCGGACGACGGUACUGCUGACGAUACUCUAAGAUGUCGAGCGUCCCGCAGGUCGCCGCCGGGCUGAGCAAGCUCAAGAAGAAACACUUUCGCGUCAAGCAUCAGAAGGUCAAGUUAUUCCGCGCGAACGAGCCCCUCCUGAGCGUCUUCAUGUGGGGUGUCAAUCACACGAUAAAUGAACUGAGCCAUGUAAACAUACCGGUAAUGCUCCUGCCGGAUGACUUCAGGGCAUACAGUAAAUUAAAAGUUGAUAAUCAUCUCUUUAAUAAAGAAAACAUGCCCUCCCACUUCAAGAUCAAGGAGUACUGCCCUCUAGUCUUCCGGAAUUUGCGGGAGAGGUUCGGGAUCGACGAUCUCGACUAUAAGGAGUCGAUGACAAGAUGUCGCACGUUUAGUCCUUCGCGAUCGACGCGCCGCAAUGAGUUGGCGGCAUCCAAGGGAAGGACGCGCCAAUUGGUCCAGCGAUCCGCUACAGCUCCUUCGAUAACCCUCUCCCCUCCCUGCACCGCAUCCCUGGUCCCUCUCCUCGAAAGACCACAGCGCACCUACGGCUUUAAGCCCAAGCGAUUGAGUCGUUUCUUUUGUAGGUCCCAGCCCACUCUGGAUGAGAGCGGAGCCAAGUUCUACCAGUCCUAUGACAAGCUCUUCAUCAUCAAGACCCUGACCAGCGAGGAAGUCGAGAGGAUGCACUCCUUCUUGAAGCAGUACCAUCCGUACAUCGUCGAGAGGCAUGGAAAGACUCUGCUACCGCAGUACCUGGGCAUGUAUCGGCUGACGGUGGACGGCGUCGAGCACUACGUCGUCGCUAUCAGGAACGUCUUCUCGAAUCAUUUAACGACCCACAGGAAGUUCGAUCUGAAAGGCUCGACGGUGGACCGAGAGGCCUCCGACAAGGAGAAGGAGAAGGAUCUACCGACUUACAAGGACAACGACUUCGUCAAGGAGGGAAUGAAGAUCUACAUCGGGGAGGAGGCUAAAGCAAAGCUCAUAGAGACCUUGUCCGCGGACGUCGACUUCCUCACUCGGUUGCACCUGAUGGACUAUUCGCUGUUAUUGGGUCUCCAUGACUGUGCACGCGCCGAGCAGGAAAACAGGGAACGUGCCGAGAGAGAGGAAGACGAGGACAAUCACGAGGAAGAGGAGGACAGCGAGUCCGGCAGCGGCUUGGACUCCAGGGGGCCCAUGGGAGAUCGCGGUUGGGGCUGGGGCGGAGUAACCGGAAUGGCCACACCUCCGGAAUCACCUCACGCUGCACUUAUGCGAGACACCAGCCUUCAGUACGAAGACGCUAUAAUUCCCGAGUUAGACAUUUAUGCCAUUCCCAGUUCAGAAGGUGCACCGACGAAGGAGAUAUACUUUCUGGCGAUAAUCGACGUGCUGACGCACUAUGGCGUGAGAAAGCAGGCGGCGAAAGCUGCCAAGACCGUUAAGUACGGGGCUAACGUCGACGGAAUAUCAACCUGCGAUCCAGAACAGUAUGGGAAACGUUUUAUAGAGUUUAUGAGCAAGGCGAUAGAAUAAGCUGUGAUUGGCGGCUCGUAUGUGACGAGCGCUAGUGAGGUUGGAUCGUUCGAUUUAAAUGAUAGGAACCGAGGAGAGCAGCAUUGCUUCCUUACGAUGGCAUCGGAGCGCAAAGGGGUGCUUCUUUGCGGCGAGGCACCUUGAACGAAACAUUUGAAACUCUAUUAAGUUGAUGUUUCACUAACACUUUUGCUCCAUUAAUGAGAAAUAUGAUUUCGCUUGUAUAUUGGUGCAAAGAAGAGACAAGUAUUCCUCCUUUGGUUCCGCGUCAGAGAUUCGUUUGAAAAUGUAGAAGUGUGGAUUUUACAGUUUUGUCGAGACAAAGGAGGAGUACAAAGUUUCUUUCCGGUUAGUCGCGAAGUUAUACAAUGUUUAAUGUAGAAACGAGCCGCUGUUGGAGAUCCUUAAUUUUCUACGCGAGUCGAAGGGCAUGUGAUCUCAGUGUAAAGAUACAGUUUUCCUUUUCUCUUCGUAGCGAUCCAUUUGAAACAUAAGAGAUUACUUAACGUUUCAACGUCGCAAGAUUUUAGGAGACCUUCGGACACAAAGGACUGCAGUUUAACUGUGAGAGAUCUAUUUGUUUUCAACACAUCGAACCAGUUCCUUCGUUGGGUGGCAGAUAUGACAAAUAAAUCUUUCACUGCGAGUCCCUUCUUUCUUUAUGCACAGUGCAUUCCGCGUUCGAAUGCGUAUUUUAAGAGUUAGGUAUCGUUAGGCUCGAUUCAAAAGUAAAUCUGGAAAAGAAGCAAGAAUCCUCGAAGUGAUGUGGCGUCGAUGCGGUCAAUGCUCUUAAAUCAAACUUUUGCACACGUAAUCCUCAUAGAGCAUUGAGUCAAUCGAUAUGCACGACUUUUAUCGCGUCAAUGCACUUAUCUUCGUGACACGAGUUUCUGUAAUUUCAAAUCGAUUGUACUUCUGGAGUUCCUUAGACAGUUACCUUGGAUAGUCUCGAAGCGAUGGAUUUACUCGGCGCACUUGAAUUAUGUCGAAUUGAAUCCAUUGAUACAAUGUGCUCGAAGCAUGAAAGCAUAAAAAAAUGGAUCGAGGCACAGGCCAAUGAAAUGUCUAUCUCAUUCGAGUCUUCUUGAGUUCUAACAAGCUUCGAUGGAGAUCAGGAAGCUUCUCAACCUUCGAAAGCUUCGAUGGGUCUCCAUGUAUCGAUGUGAGGGGAUCCAAUAUAUAAAUAAUACUGUAUGUGCGAAUGUUAUAUUAUAUUUAAGAGCUUUGAGAUAUACAUAUAUAUAAAACUAGCAUGUAAGGAUAAGGAUAUACAUAUACAUAGUUAGGCGUGCGACGUCGAGUUAUCGUAAACCUUUUGUAAAUUCGUACCUUCGGUUCUCUACGCCGACCGGCGCUCAUUGCCCGUCCAAGUCGCACACCAGUCAAUUCUCUAAGAGAAUCGAGGGGCAAUUGGCGUCGAUCGCCUCCCUUCUUAUUUCUUUAAAUAUUGCUCAAUACAUCGAUUUAUUAACAAUUUAUCCUGAAGCUCCACGUAUUCUCUGUACACGCCGGAUGGGGAUGCGUUAAUAGGAAAGAUCCGUGCCGCGAUUAGUCGAGGGUCCCCGUUAAUACACCGAUCGCGAUGUCAGAAAUCUCUUUCUGCGUUAACGCUGAUUUCUGCUUUACGGCAAUAGGAUUUCGUUAUCGCAACGGAAGAGUGGCCAUCUUCUUAGCUUGUAAGACUGUGUCCAAUCUACGGCGAGAAUUCAGCGACACUAAAGUGCUUACUGCUGCGUUCAUCGAAAACAUCAUAACUGUAUUUUCCUCCUUCUAGGAUAAAUAGAGUGUCAUAGUUGUAACGGAUCGCAGUACCGGAAGAUAUUGUAGACCAAAGUUGUUUCGUACAUUACUCCGAACAGCUGUCUUAAGGGGAUGCGAAUGUGGCAUCCGAAAGCUCAAUCGUUCAUGAAACUUUUCUCUGAACUGAGUGCACCGAAUCUUUUCAAGCUUCACAACGUGAAUACGGAGGCUGUAAAGAAGGUCCCGACACUUUUGAUUGAAAUUUGAUUUUUAAUAAAAAAUUGUUAAAGUACCUAUAAAGAAUUUUUUUAACAAUUUAAAUUCCAUGGGUGCCCGGACCCUCCUUGUAGCCUCCAUAUUCAGGUUGUAAACUUUGAAACGAUUCUAUAUACCCGGUUCAGAGAGGUUUCAUAAACGGGACCUCUUUGACGCCACUUUCAUAUCACCUUAAGAACAACCCAUUGUGACACGCACUGUUAGGGCAAAAGGAAGCCACGUCGAUCUCAAGCACCACGGAACAGAUAUAUUUGAUCGAAUUCCACAAAUAUUCUUAGGGUAUCGAUGAAACUUAACGCUGUAUCCGUCGAUGAAAACGUAACAACCUCCCAAACCUUCUUUCAUGGGGUUCGAUGGAACCCUGUAGUACAGAUCGGUGUAAAAUCUUAAUGCGUACUCUAGCAUUGGCAUGCUAUUUGCAAGCGCACUCGCUGUCUAUUAAUCCUAAUGUAAGGAGAAUGCGUGAGAGAAAUGACAAGAAAGAACGAACGAGAGGGAGAGGACGCGUACGACACCCUGUCUCUAAUUAACGAAAUAAUCAAUUUUGUAAUUUGUUAGUGGAGAUUAAGUCCGACGAUCGAUUAGCUUUAUCAAGUAAGGAACGUCUAGUCUCGAAUUCGAUCAUUUCUUAAGAUUUUCUGAAACACCGAGUAAGGUCUGCGUUAGGGGGUCACAGGAGGAGGGACACCAGGGGAAAGAACUAAGAAUAAUCAAUGACUUCCGCGUUGAAGAAGUCCCAUUAUGUGUCUUAGCGUUUCUAUUUUUCGAAGUACUCGCCAGUGGGUGUCUUUUGUUCCUUGCUGAGAAUUUCUUAUGACCAUGUGUAAAAACGCAUAAAAUUUCUAAGUUCCUACGAGGGUUUUUUUUUUUUUAUCACUUAUUGGCUCGCCCGUAAGAUCUUCAGCGUGCACUUUGUGUGGUGGCGUAAGAGCAGCUACUUCUGACUAGGAGAGCUCUUUCGAAGGACCUCUGUUUCAUCUUAAGAUGUUUCGCAGCUAAGGAGAUUUUUUUUAUAUUUCCAUUAAAUUGUCAAGUCAGAGACUGGUCUUGACGAUUAACAGUUUAGUGAGCCUCUCACAGAGAUUAUUCACUGUUAAUGUCAGAGCAGUGAUGGAUAAAAUAUAAUUAAAUUGUAAUUAUUUCACUGCGCUUAAUCCUCUUCUUCGAGUUCUCAGAGGUUCUUUGCGAAGACCUUAUUGUAUACACUUUGGUUAUUUUGUAACGCAAACGCAUCCAAUGCCACUAUAGUUUGGCAAGGUUUCUUUGUAAGUUCUGUUAAAGUUGUCGAGCGAGACCGGAAGUGGUCACAGAUGGUCCUGAAUUUAAAAAGGCUUUUCUAUAUCAGGCGUCAAGUCAUUCUUUUUAGCGGCUUAAAUCAUUCGUUUGGAGAGAAGAGUUGUCUGCAGAGUUAAUAAGAACAGUGUAAUAAAUUGCUGGAGAUAAA